UUUUCCUCAUUUACUCUCUCUCAUACACACACACACUUUCUCUCUCUAUAUCUCUCUAUCUCUAUAUCUCUAACCGUGUGUUUGUUGCGACUAUAUAGUAUUCACCUACUCUUUCCGAUCAACGACUUCUUAAAACUUCAUCAAUUUGGAUGCAUUUCGAGAGAAUUAAAGCAUUUACAGGACACGAGAUGAGGACAGUUAAUGCGGAACUAUAGUGGUCAAGUGCAAAACAACAAUGGCUGUUACGGGAAUAAACAACGUUUCAGUGCUCGAAUCUUCGUAUUUCGGUGACAACUAUUCUCCAGCAUCAAGGAGAUUCGGUAGUCAAGAGAAACCAAUCACGCGUACAUCUUUUAUCCGGAAACUGUGGCGGGAUCUUGAAGACGGGACCAAAGUUAGAGACACUCAAAGAAGACAAACGAGUGCGUUGGUUAAUGGUAAUACUGGAAGCCGUUGCUCAUGUUCUUCAGAAGAUGCGGAAAGUGAAGAUCUAUCGAUAAAUAGUAGUGAAGUUGAGAACGAGUGUCCUUUCGAUCAGAACCAAAUGGGGAUUGUCAAUGAACAAGAGGAUAAUAUUAAUCAGAACUUGUGCUUACAACAAUCUCCUGCUAUCGGUUCGGCGGAUAAAGAGCGUGUGAGGCAAGUUUUUCGUGAGUGGGGAAGUAAGAAUAAUAGCGGGCGAACAUUGAUUUGUGACAAUGAGUCCAAGAGGGUGAGGACGGUGAGACAAUGGUUGGAGUCAAGCACUCAACAAGCGGAAACUAGUGUCAGGUCACGAAGGACUAUUCGUUUGCGAUACGGUAGGCAUGCUCUUCUUGACUUGCUAACAAGGUUUGAAAUGGAAAGGAAAAAAGAGAUGCAGAGUUUGCUUGAAAGUCGACCCGUAUCAACUUUUGCGCAUCGGAAACGGAUUCAGGUAUUGCUCAAAGGUAGAUUUCUGUGGAACCAAAGAUUUGUACACGAUGAGAAGUCUACGUCUACUGCCGCAAGCGAGUUGGGAUUAUUGAGGCAAACACAAACCGUCUCUGAUUUGAGGAAAGGGUUCCUUUCCAGAGUGAAUAGCCAUGAACAACCUCAUGACAGGCCCCAAUCCGAUAAUUCAUCGGAAAAUGGCACAAAAUAUGAAGAAAAUCAUGAAGAUAUCGUCAAUGACUCGGAUACGUCGUCUGAGAAUGAACUGACAUAUCAAGAAAAUCAGCCACUAAAUAAUAUUGUUAACGAUAAUGAAUCCGAGCGACAACAACCACCACCCCUGCCAACCGAGGUUUUCGAAACCGAAAGGAACCAUGGUGCACAUCAAAUCGAACCGUCUCAAGAAGCUUUUGAGCUUAAAAGUCAGUAUGAGUCGGAUGAGGAUGAAGUAGAAGUUGACGAGACGUUUGACCAUCGAAAUCCAUCAGAAACCGAAACAGAUAUAUUGUCUUGGCAAGAAGAAAUUGUAGAAGUGGAAGAGGAAGACGAUUUGACUAUAACCGAGUCAAUCCAAAGUUUAAAUGCGAAUUCAGUUCAGAACCAAGAUGAUUGGAUGUACCAAGAAACGGUGCGUGACGGGUGGUAUGAUAAUCGUCCAGUGGUCACAACCAAUGCGUUCUAUACGCCUGAUGAUGGCGAUGAUAAUAAUACCAGAGUUGAACUUCAACGGCUUAUGAGCAGGAGACAAGUCUCGAAUCUUCUUCAAAGUGAUUUCCGUGGGAGACUCGACCGGCUGAUACAAUCCUACCUGGCACGCCAAGAUCAAGCUGCGGAAUCAGACGAUGACUGGAUGCUAGAAAUGGAGCACCAAGAUCCGUAUCAGCAAAGCGUAGACGAAAAUGAACACGAAAAUGAUGAAGCGGCUGAGAGUACCGAUCCUGCUAACACCUGGCAACAACACCCUGAAAUCGACCAGCACCCUGUAACUGAACUAGAGAUCAUCAAUGAUUUACGCAUGGAUAUGGUUAUGCUUCAAGAACGAAUGAAUAGCAUGCAGAGCACUCUCGAGGCUUGCAUGAGGAUGCAACUCGAGUUGCAACGGUCAGUGCAACAAGAAGUUUCAUCGGCCCUAAAUCGAUCAUCUGUUUCUGGUGAAGAAAGCUUGCAAUCUUGCUUCCUAUGCUGUGACAAUGGGUCUGAUUCUGAUUCUUCACCUAAUAGGCGCGGACAUGUGUUCGUAUGCUCAAACUGUGCAGAGAAGAUAAACUGGUCAAAAAUAAAAGAAAGUGUCGGGCACCCUUAAGCUGAGGUGGACACACAGAACAACAACACAUACUCUUACUAAUACAAUUUUAAGUUUUUUAACACCGGAUAAAGGAUAUUUAGCAGUUGGAAUGACAACGAGGCAGACAGAUGGCGAGUUCUUACUGGAUCGUUUACUCUUAUUUAUGAAGUUGACAAAUCGUGUUAAGGUUAAAUGUGGUGAUUGAAAGAAGAUGCCCAGCCUUUGUUGAAUGGCAAACUGCUUAUAUGUUUUUAAUGUUAUGAUGAGUAGACUUCACCAGGCCUUAAACGCGUUUGUCCAGACGGUUAGUCGGUUAUAUGAUGACUUGUAACUCGCUCAUAGAAAGUUGUGCUUUGAUGGACAACUUGAAACGAUUACCAGCUUUGUUCGGAAACAUUCUACUUUACUACUUUAUAUCUAAUAACAAAAUGACAUGAGUUUUAAAUGGACCUAA
Molecule: messenger RNA, 2651 nt
Organism: Helianthus annuus (common sunflower)
Lineage: Eukaryota; Viridiplantae; Streptophyta; Magnoliopsida; Asterales; Asteraceae
Exons: 9
Coding region: 236-2215 (659 amino acids)
Source: RefSeq, a predicted model, not a curated record